AUGCCCGUAGAUUUUAAGGAAAUUAGUUAUGAAACAAAAAAAGAUAGUCUGUUAUGUAAAAUUUUAGGAUAUGUAAUGUUCGGUUGGCCGCCCGAGGCAAGAUGCGAAGAAGAAAAACCAUAUUUUGCGCGUAAGAGCGAGAUCACUACGGAUCUCGGUUGCUUACUAUUCAAGUAUAGACUUAUUAUAUCUCCGGUACUACGUACACGAGUUUUGAAGGAGGUUCACGAUGACCACUUAGGUGUUAAUAAAAUGAAAAACUUGUCGAGAAACUACGUUUACUGGCCUAGUCUCGAGUCUCGAGAGGAGGUAUGUCGAAAUUGCGAGCCAUGCCGUGUGGUCCGCGACGCGCCACCGGACGCUUCGAUUUGCCCGUGGGAGUUUCCACAGCCCUGGCAUCGUAUACAUGCGGAUUUCGCGGAAUAUGCUGGAAAAAAAUAUCUGGUCAUAGUGGACGCUCAUUCUAAAUGGAUUGAAGUGUCCACUAUGAAAAGUACAAAUGCACAAUCGACAAUCGCAGCUUUCAGAGCCAUCUUUUCCAGAUUCGGGCUUCCUUCGCAACUCGUCACGGACAACGGUCCACCUUUUUUAUCGCAUGAUUUCAAAAAUUACUGUCAUAUGAAUUGUAUCAAACAGUUUACCACGGCACCCUACAGACCACAAGGUAAUGGCGCCGUGGAAAAUGCUGUCAAAACAAUUAAAAAAGUUGUUAAAAGGGCGGUUCACGAAGUCUCAUGUACGGUGAACAUUGGAAAGGGGAUUAAAUUACGUAGGCAUCUGGAUCAAGUAACUCCAAUAAAAAAUAAAAAUAGAUAUUCCUUAACGCGCACAAGUCAGACAUCAAGGGAGGAGCAAACCCAGGGUGAUGAUAGAAAUAGUAAUAAAACUGAUGUGGUCUGUAGUGAUGACGAGGGGGCUUGUUUCGACGACGCGUCGAGUGGGCCGAUAGCAUCGAGGACACACACACCGAUUGUAUUGGAUGUAACCCCGUAUGAGUCAGCGCCGUUCUCGGAACCUAUACAGUCCCCGACACUGACGCCGCCCGGACCCGACGCGUCUUCGCGAGCUUUGCGUGCUUUUAAUCGUAAUAAGAGAAAUGCAAAGAUUUGA
This is a messenger RNA of Parnassius mnemosyne (clouded apollo), 1110 nucleotides long. NCBI's taxonomy places the organism in Eukaryota, Metazoa, Arthropoda, Insecta, Lepidoptera, Papilionidae. The record is from the annotation of a GenBank genome assembly.